Penicillium maclennaniae is the source of this 507-nucleotide messenger RNA. RefSeq names its product proteasome maturation protein. Gene Ontology annotation, biological process: proteasome assembly. Bases 1 to 507 code for a protein of 168 amino acids. Lineage: Eukaryota; Fungi; Ascomycota; Eurotiomycetes; Eurotiales; Aspergillaceae. The record is from RefSeq and is a predicted model, not a curated record. Gene Ontology annotation, cellular component: cytoplasm; nucleus. The transcript is spliced from 3 exons.
AUGUCUCUCCGCAUCGCACCCCCAUCUGGUAACCCCAGCUCAACCACCAACACUACCACCCGCCAGACACAGCUCUCAAAGGGCGCCCCCUCAGCACCUGGUCUUCCCGAUACUCUCCGUAACAAGAUUACUCUACCCGCCACCGCAACCGCCUCGUCCACCAACAGCCCAGCCCUCAACGAUAUCCCCUCCUCCACACACCCUUUGGAGGCCCGCCUACUCGCCUGGCGCGCAACCCAAGAUGCCAUGAAGAUGGAGUCCCUGCGUCGGGCAUACGGCAUCGCUGAGCCCGUCCGCCGUGGCAUGGAGCUGAAGAUUGUCCGUGAUAGCACGUUCCGUCCGGCCGUGCUGGGCGGCAUGAAGGGUGGCAACAUCCACGAGGAUAUUCUUACGCUUGGAGGUCGGGAUACGGAGGUGAGCUGGGAGGAUAUUUUCCCUGGCGACGAGUUCCGGGAACCACCCACCUUCCACGACGAGAUGGAGAAGAGGUUGAAGAUGGACUUUUAA